Molecule: messenger RNA, 2117 nt
Organism: Pelobates fuscus (common spadefoot toad)
Lineage: Eukaryota; Metazoa; Chordata; Amphibia; Anura; Pelobatidae
Exons: 2
Coding region: 743-1348 (201 amino acids)
Source: RefSeq, a predicted model, not a curated record
CUCACUCAGUGUGGGCAUUCCAGGAGGAGCACACUGACUCACUGACUGACUGAUACUGAAGCUGUCCCUUCUGCUGGUGCUGAAAUGCUGUCUGCAUGAGCUGAUACAAUGUUGCAAAUCAUUGUGGUCUCCCUGAAACACAACACUCGCUGCUGCAAGCCUUCUCCAAGACCCUACGAUCUCUUUUUGGGAUACAUUUAUUGUUUUGCUAUUGUUACCCCUAACAUUUGAUUCCAAUUAGUUUUUAACCCCCUUCCUUUUUUUUUUUUUUAAAGUGCAGUAGAACAAAGUUAUCUUGCUGUUGAAGGGAUGAGUUAAUUUGACACAUUAGAGAAGAGCUGGAGGGGAGCUGGUUAUUGUCUAACCGUUGAGCGAUGGGUUGAAGUUCCCCCAUUAUCUGAUCACCGAACUUGUCUCUGGGGGAAACCCCUGGACAAUGAAGAAGACUCUUGGAGGAGAUCGGAUUUUUCAGGUAGGACUGGUGAUUGUGCUGGUUCUUGGACACAGAUCAGAUCUGGUAAAGGAGGGGUAGGUGGUCUUUCCCUGCCUUGAUCGUUGUGAGACUGGGCAUCAUCAGCAGACUGUUGGGGCUUCCUAUCAUCAUUACUAUUUAGGAGAUCUCAGAGGGGGAAGUCCACAAUCCUUCACCAGUUAAUUCAUUUUUCAUAUUUUGGGGAUUUCUUUUUGACCCUGAAAGCCCACCAGCUGCUACAUUCUUUAUGGUAUCUCCAGCGACAGCAAUAUGAUCCUAUGCAACAUUAGCACCAUCAAAGAUUGGGGGUCUUUCCUGUCUCAGAUCCUGCCCAGAGUCAACAAGACUCUCCAUCUGGUCCACCAAGGGAUCAGCACCGUGGAGGUGACUGCCAGUUCGGUGGUAAGUGUCCUACAAGAGCCAGAACAGAACACCUACCUCUCCCACACCGAGUCCAUGAAUACCACCAAUUUCACCACUACCACUGGUCUGGACCACCUCUUCCACUAUUCUUAUGCCGAGUCAGAAGAAGACCAGCUCUACAAGGACUACAAACCUCCCCCCAAGGAGCCUGUGCCCCUGCCCAAAGCUGUGCUCUACCUGUUGAUGGCUGCUCUGGUGAUGGUGGCUGUGGCUUAUGCAAUUGUUGGGCACAUUAUAAAGGACCUUAUCCAUGACUUUAUAGAUUGGAUCUUCGGUUCAAGUCAAGAUGUCAACAGCAACAAGAGUGACAUCAACUGUAUCAGUCACAAUGUGAAUGAAAUUACACCAAAUCUGGAUCUCUCACCAUCCUCAGUACAAGAGCAGGCACCCAGAAACACCAGAGAUUUCUAUAUCUGUAUGGAAGAAAUUUCUUACCUACCUCAGCAAACAUGAGCUCCCCACCAUACACAAAAAACAAGUUGACUGUUGACUUUUUUUCAGUCUAGAAAAGGGAAACAUUGAAUAGACAAUUGAGAAUAUCACGUUGGAACUUGGAAUAUUUCUGAACAUUUGGAAUCUUUCAUAUAUUUCUACGCUUUAAACAGCACUUAAAGGAAAACUGAGUUUUUUGACGUCAUCAGUGACUUUUUAUUUAUGGUCUUUCGGAGUCAUUCUGAACAAUUCCUCAGAGCAAAAACGUUGGAGAGUUAUAUAGUAACACAAAUAGAGAAGCAUUUCCUGACAUUGUUUGAGAGAAGCAUUUAUUUAUACAGUUUAUGAAUUCAGUUAAAGGGACAGUCUGAUAAUCAAAAUUAACUUAAUUAAGUGAUUUUGGGGCACACAUGCCGCCUCUAAAGUCUUUCCCAUGAAAACAGUGUGUUUUCUGAAAAAUGGCACUCUACAUUUUGCAGAUUGAAUUCCUAUUAGCAUCUCCAGACUUAAAUACAGUAGAUUCACCAAUCGACUAACCAGUUCACUAACCCGACAUCUGACAACAGAAUGCAAAAUGUGUUGAUAGUGGACACUAGCAUUUAAUGCUUCUCAUAUCGAAGCACUGGAUUGGUGCACACGUUCUGUGUGUCCUCGGUACUUCUAUGAGAAGCCUCUGAUUGGACAAAUGUCAUCUGGAUUGAUGACUUCACAAUGGGCUGGAUCAGGCUACAUUAAGAAGACUAUUCCAGCACUGGAUUAGAGGUAAGUUUUGCAGCAGGGGUGUUGUUUA